UUCAUAUCCAUUAUCCAUCCAAUCAGCGUAUUAUUAUGGAGUAGAUCAGAGUUAAUGCUGUAACCGCAAACCUCACGUAUACAUAUAUACAUAUAAUAAUCUAAUCGUCAGCACCAAAUUAAAAGGUGUAAACAGAAAGGGCUCGUUUGUUCUCCGAUCCCCCGCCUACAUACUACUAUACAACUUCAAUUCAUUCCAUCCCCUAAUAACAAACAAACGAGCCGAUGGGAAAGAGGAUUGACGCCUUGCUUGGAAGAGGAAGCUUGAAGAGCGCGAAGCUGAAAGCCACCUCAAACCUGGCCAUCUCCCGCCUUGCCGUUCUGAAGAACCAGCGGCAGGCCAAGUGUUCCAUCGCCCGCUCCGAUGUGCUUCAGCUGCUCAACCUCGGACAACACGACAGAGCUCUUCUUCGGGUUGAGCAUGUGAUCAAGGAGCAGAACAUGUUGGAUGUGUUUGUUGUAGUUGAAGGCUACUGUAAUCUGUUGACAGAAAGGAUCAACCAGUUAGAACACGAAAAGGUUUGUCCUGAUGAGUUGAGGGAAGCCAUAUCCAGUUUGAUUUUUGCAGCUACAAGGUGUGGGGAAUUCCCAGAGCUUCAAGAGCUUCGCGCCAUUUUCACUGCAAAAUUUGGAAAGGAAUUCACCGCCCGGGCUGUUGAGCUUAGAAACAACUGUGGAGUCAAUCCAAAGAUGAUUCAAAAGCUGUCGACUAGGAUGCCUAGCCAUGAAACCAGAUUGAAGGUCCUCAAAGAAAUCGCAAAGGAAAAUGACAUUGUUUUGCAGCUUGAAGAAGCAACAAAGGAGGAAAAGGGUGUGGACAGCAAGGAAGACCGGGCGGCUGCUCAUCAUCGUAUUCCCAAUCCCCCUGUGUUGGAUGAAGAUGGUGCAGAAAUAAUGGAAGUGAAGGGAAAGUACAAGGACGUGGCUGAUGCCGCCCAGGCAGCAUUUGAAUCAGCAGCUUAUGCGGCCGCAGCUGCCAGAGCUGCCGUGGAGCUUUCUCGCUCAGAAUCUGGUGGAUCUGAUCAUCCUCCAUAUAAUAGUCCCAGGUUGCACACAACAAAAGCUCCACACACUAUUCAAACUAAUGAGGAAAAAGAUGUCAAAGGUACUGAUGAUGAAGAUAAUGGGGAUGUUGAAGGUGGUGGAUUCGACCCCAAAAUUCAACCUGCAAAGACAGAAGAUAGAAGUGCAGACAAUUUAAAUGAGGAUAGGAAGCCUAUCUCAAUGAGAACUCAACCCAAACAUCGCUGGGCGCUGACAAGGAACUGAACAAUAAUACUUCAUCAGAGAUUGAGUAUUUACAUACAUACAUACAUACAUACAUGUCCAUCGAUUUUGUUCAUUUUUUGGAUUCUUCCAUCUCUUUAAUUUGGCUAUGGAUCUGUCAUAUAUAUCUUGUAUUGUAUUGCACAAUUUGUCAAGGCUUCUUCUUUUGGAGAUGAUGAA
Molecule: messenger RNA, 1445 nt
Organism: Ipomoea triloba (trilobed morning glory)
Lineage: Eukaryota; Viridiplantae; Streptophyta; Magnoliopsida; Solanales; Convolvulaceae
Product: IST1 homolog
Exons: 5
Coding region: 225-1268 (347 amino acids)
Biological process (GO): protein transport
Source: RefSeq, a predicted model, not a curated record